GGGGGCAUUGCAUGCAUUGCUACCGCCUGAGCACUCGCUGCUGGCGGCGCGAGCCCUUCGCUGCGCUCUAGUGCCCGGCGGGGUCCUGCGGGAGCGCGAGCCGCGGCUCCGGAGAGUCCGGGAGCGGCGCGAGCCGCGGUUGCUGCCCUUCCCCCCACCCCGGAGCCGCGCGAGACCCUGCCCCUGGGGAUGGAGACGCCGCUGCUGUGACCGGCGGCAGGAGCGCGAGAGCCCGGCCCGGCCCGGCCCCCGCGCGCGCCGGGGCUAGCGCAGAGCAGCAGCAGCAGCAGCGGCUAGAGCAGCAGCAGCGAUGAGUGGGAGCGCUGCCCCCGGGCCCGGCUCGGCCCCCUGCCGCUUCGCUCACUACUUCGUCGUGUGCGGGACCGACGCGGACAGCGGGCUGGAGCCCGACGAACUGGCCGUUUUAUACCAGUGGCUAGAAGCAGAUCGCCAUGGCAACAGCUCAGAUACUGCAAACAGAACCUCAGGAGAGAACUUUGAGCAGAGCCCCUUAAGAAGAACUUUCAAGUCCAAAGUUCUGGCACACUAUCCUCAGAACAUAGAGUGGAACCCCUUUGAUCAAGAUGCAGUGAACAUGCUAUGUAUGCCUAAAGGGCUAUCUUUCAGGACCCAGAUUGACAACAGAGACCCGCAGUUCCAUUCAUUUAUAAUCACCAGGGAAGAUGGUUCUCGUACUUAUGGAUUUGUGCUCACUUUCUACGAGGAGGUCACAAGCAAGCAAAUUUGCACAGCCAUGCAAACGCUUUAUCAAAUGCACAAUGCAGAGCAAUGCAGCAGCGUCUAUGCCUCCUCUUCUUGCAGCAUGGACUCCCUGGCAAGCAGCAUUGAUGAAGGAGAUGCCACUUCCCUGGCCAAGCUCCAGCAGUACAACUCAUAUGACAUCAGCAGAGACACGUUAUACGUAUCCAAAUGUAUAUGUCUCAUCACUCCUUUGCCCUUUAUGCAGGCCUGCAAGAAGUUCCUUAUCCAGCUUUACAAGGCAGUUACCUCUCAACAACCCCCACCUUUACCGCUGGAGAGCUAUAUCCAUAACGUUCUUUAUGAAGUGCCCCUUCCACCCCCAGGGAGGUCACUGAAGUUCUAUGGGGUUUAUGAGCCUAUCAUUUGCCAGAGACCUGGCCCCAGUGAACUUCCACUGUCUGACUACCCUCUUCGAGAAGCCUUUGAGCUGCUGGGAUUGGAAAACCUUGUCCAAGUCUUUACGUGUGUUCUCCUGGAGAUGCAGAUUCUUCUGUAUUCACAAGAUUAUCAGCGUCUGAUGACAGUAGCAGAGGGGAUCACCACACUGCUGUUCCCGUUUCAGUGGCAACAUGUAUAUGUUCCCAUCCUUCCUGCCUCUCUCCUGCAUUUUCUUGAUGCUCCUGUCCCUUACCUGAUGGGUCUUCAGUCCAAAGAGGGAACUGACCGUUCCAAACUAGAACUUCCUCAAGAGGCUAACUUGUGCUUUGUGGAUAUUGAUAAUCAUUUCAUAGAGCUGCCAGAGGAACUUCCCCAGUUCCCGAACAAACUGGAGUUUAUUCAGGAAAUCUCUGAGGUUCUCCUUCAGUUUGGAAUCCCUCCGGAGGGUAACCUGCACUGCAGUGAGAGUGCCACCAAACUCAAGAAUCUUGUCCUUAAUGACUUGGUCAAUGACAAGAAGAACGGAAAUAUACCCAGUAACACCAUCAACAUGUACGAGUUGCUGAAAGGCAAUGAAACCAUUGCCCGUCUGCAGGCUCUAGCAAAGAGGACGGGAGUGACGGUAGAAAAAAUGACCAUCACAGCCCCUAUGGCAGAGAAGGAAAAGGACGUAAAACUGCAGUGUGAAGAAGAGGAGCUGAGGGACUAUAAACUAAAUGUGCAGCUUCGUGAGGUCUUUGCCAACCGCUUCACUCAGAUGUUCGCGGAUUAUGAGGCCUUCGUCAUUCAAGCCGCACAGGAUAUGGAGUCCUGGCUGACAAACAGGGAACAGAUGCAAAACUUUGACAAAGCUUCUUUUCUGUCGGACCAGCCUGAGCCUUACCUGCCAUUCCUCUCACACUUCAUUGAAACCCAGAUGUUUGCAACCUUCAUAGAUAAUAAGAUUAUGUCCCAGUGGGAAGAGAAGGACCCCUUUCUGCGGGUGUUUGACUCCAGAAUUGAGAAAAUUAGACUGUAUAAUGUAAGGGCUCCUGCACUGCGGACAUCUAUAUACCAAAAAUGCAGCACUUUAAAAGAAGCAGGUCGGCUAUCUAUCCAACGGCUUAUUUCUGUUGAUAUUGUGGCACCGGAACCUCAUGUUCUGUAUCGUGAAAGGCAGCAAGAGGAUAGUAAUACCCAAUCCAUUGAACAGCGGCUAAUGAAGAUUGAUCACACUGCCAUCCACCCACACUUACUUGAUAUGAAGAUCGGUCAAGGCAAAUAUGAACAAGGGUUCUUCCCAAAGUUGCAAUCAGAGGUGCUGGCAACAGGACCUACCAAUAACAAUCGGUGGGCCAGUCGAAGUGCCACAACACAGCGCAGGAAAGAUCGCCUUAGACAACAUUCAGAACAUAUUGGACUGGACAAUGAUUUAAGAGAGCCAUCGGAGGAGCUUUUGAUUCGUCAGAACUCAAUGGCAUUCUGGGAGUGGGAUCAGGGGCCACCCCCUCCUGCACGACCUCCUAAAAAAUCCUUCUCUGAAUGCUGCCUGAAAUACAUGCAGGAGGCAAGGAGUUUAGGGAAAAAUUUAAGGCAACCCAAACUCUCAGACCUUUCUCCAGCUGUAAUUGCUCAGACAAACUGGAAAUUUGUGGAAGGGUUACUGAAAGAAUGUCGCAUGAAGGUAACUAUAUAUAUUUUUUUAAAAUGUAUGUUUUCCACCCUUCUAUAAGCAGAAUGAACAUGUCUUUGUGGAGGAGUUGCAGGAAAGAUCCAUAACAACCAAACGCCCAUUGGUUUCACUGGUAGUUCUCUGGCUUGAGACCUUACAGAAUCAGCCCCUGAGCUGGUCUCCUGGUAUGCUAUAGCCUUAGGCCCUACUGGUCAGUCAGGGGCCGUGGCCGGGUGAGGGGGAGAGAGCUUGCUCACACAGUCCUGCUGGAGUGCUCCUGCCAGCAGGAAAGGCAAAGCAGUCCCCUGUGGCUUGGAAGGA
Trachemys scripta elegans is the source of this 3112-nucleotide messenger RNA. RefSeq names its product DENN domain containing 5B (gene DENND5B). The record is from RefSeq and is a predicted model, not a curated record. The transcript has 12 exons. The coding region runs from base 311 to 2851 and encodes 846 amino acids. NCBI's taxonomy places the organism in Eukaryota, Metazoa, Chordata, Testudines, Emydidae. Gene Ontology annotation, molecular function: guanyl-nucleotide exchange factor activity; small GTPase binding.